Monopterus albus (swamp eel) is the source of this 6949-nucleotide messenger RNA. It is a transcript of the gene cacng8b, whose product is annotated as calcium channel, voltage-dependent, gamma subunit 8b. Gene Ontology annotation, cellular component: postsynaptic density membrane; AMPA glutamate receptor complex. Bases 3953 to 5248 code for a protein of 431 amino acids. The transcript is spliced from 4 exons. Lineage: Eukaryota; Metazoa; Chordata; Actinopteri; Synbranchiformes; Synbranchidae. The record is from RefSeq and is a predicted model, not a curated record. Gene Ontology annotation, biological process: postsynaptic neurotransmitter receptor diffusion trapping; neurotransmitter receptor internalization; regulation of AMPA receptor activity. Gene Ontology annotation, molecular function: channel regulator activity; voltage-gated calcium channel activity.
AAAUCUAAACGGUACAGCCAUUAAGCUGCGACUCAAAACCAUGUACAGUCAGUGACAGUAGUGCAAACAAUAAUAGUAGAAAAAGUCAUACUGGGUCUAAUGGUAGAAUUUGGACUGAUUCAGAUACACUUGGGAAACAACUUUACCUUGGUUGAGGCUGAUAAUUUCAGGUUAGAUCGUGCAUGGAGGUUUGUAUAAGACCAUACUGCCAACUUUUUCCUAUUUAUAGCAUUUAAUAUAGAUCCAUAUCUUGUUACUUCAUAACAUAGGAAGUGAAGAAUGAACUGGAUUUUUUUUUUGUGAUCUAAACUGUUAAAUGUUCUUUCAAGUCUUAUUGAUCUUAUGUCAGCUCAGAAAAGGGAGAGUUGUAGAGUAGGAGGAGACAUUUGGGGCAUUAUUUCCAUUGCUUAAAUGGGCAUGAAACCAUCCUGAAUUAGUAGGUUGCUUCAUUUUAAUUCAAAGGAACAAACCUGUGUACACAAAAAAAGAUAAAGUGAGGAGUAAACCACAAUUCAAAAGGCUAAUGGUUACUGGAAGAUUAUUAAGAAUAUUGAAUAAAACAUUUUUAAGUUGGGAAUGCAGAGUAGGGAAAAAUACUUCCAAACCAGCAGCUCCUUUCACUUCACAGCUCUGUGGAUCAUAUUUGUUCCAGUAUUCCUUGUGGAAUAAAUCAGCUUUGAGCUGUGAUGGUUAAGAUUUGUGUGAUUCAAAGUGAUGCUUAGAGUGGGGUCAGUGGCGGGUGACAGCAACUAGGUCAUUUAUCUGCUGCUAUAUAGAUGGCAGAUGGAUUUACUUAUUAAACUACUGUAUGCAGAUCAUCAAAUCUUUGAGGUAUCCAUUACAGUGUAUUUAGAUUUGUUCUCAUUGCAAACUUUUGUCUUUUGCCUCAACACUCAUCAGAAUUGAACUGGUGGCACAGGACGCUAAGCGUCAUCUGAAGUAAAUCACUGUGUUUUUUAAAUUGCAUGUGUAGUUUACUGUGCAAAGUGGAAUCAGUGUAAACAGGAAUAACACCUAGGCUGAAGCUCGUAAGCGGCAGCCUUUCAUCUGACCUCGGGAAACUUUCAUUAGAAAACUGCAGCACUGCUGUUAUAGGAUCAGUAUAUACACAUUGCUAUUUGUUAAUCCAUGCCAUAGUGACAGAAGACAAUUAUAAUGCAGUAUAAUUACAGGAUACUGAAGCGUAACCCUCAGUCAAAAUAAUGCAUUAAUCACUGUCUUUGAUUCAGGUUGCAGUAAUUUAAUUCAAGUGCUGAGACAAAAGGCCGACAUUCACCCUGACGCCUACUGAGUUCUUAUUCCAGGCAGCGGAAAAUACAGAAACUGGCAGUAGCCAUCUCUCAAUCUUCAGUUUGUCAUUGCAACACAAGAUCCUAAUUCAUUACACAGCCUGGCUCACACUCAGGAGUGAAGGCUGGGAUAGAGUUAACAGUGAAACAGCUACAGCCAAAGGGGCGGUGUGAAUUAAAGGUUUGUGUCUUUGCUUAUAUACAGAGUGAGGAAUGGUAGCGUCUCUCCUGUCUUUUGGAAAACCUCUUGGCUUUCCUUAUGAAGCUGCCCCAGCCAUUCCUGGGCUGUACAAAGCGAAUUUGUCCUCUUCUUCAAGCUUCCUGAUAGCACAGCAGCUAAUUAGAGAUAAGCUUUAGCCCUUGCAGCUCUGCUGCAGUGCACCCCCACCCACUCCCUCCAUUGCCUCACCCAUUCUGUUUCUUCACUUGCCUUCCCUUUGUCUCACUCCCCUAAACAUUACAUUUCAGAGAACUGACUUCUCUUCUUCAUUCCUUUCUUGUAUUUUCCUCUCUUUGUCAGUCUUUUCUCUCACACUGUGGUGCAGCACAGCUGACAGUGUCUUGGCAUGGCUUGGAGGUCAAGUAUCCUUGAUGUCUGUGGAAUAUUCAGCCCAGAUAGAUGCUCAGUAGUUGUGCAGUAAUGCAGUGAGGUGUGGCUGGAGUGGAAAUGCAGGACCUGCUAGCCCUAAAAGAUUUAUGUGGAGGUGUGUCCUCCCCUCUUUUCUUGCUCCUCUGCAGGUGGAGUUGCACUGAAUUACUGUCAGUAAUAAUUUUCUUUUAUUUGUAGGAUAUUUGCUCAUAAUGCACAUAAAACUGCAAACCUCAUAUAGCUAAUAGGACCAUUUUCAUUCAAGUCAUUAAGAGAAUAACAAUUCAGUCGUCCAGUGGGGGUAUGUAAUUCAGGGCUUUAAUUCAGGAACUGAGGUACAUGUACUUAUGAUACUUUCUACUUCAGCAUCACUACAUAUCAAACAUGCAUGCUUUACUUUCUACUCUACUACUUAAGUCUGACAGAUGGAGUUACUAGUUACUUUUCAGAUUCAUAUUUUACAUACAUAACUUUGGUUAUAUUUAUAAACCAGUGCAUUGUUCUAUAUUAUACCAAUGAUUUCCAAUCUUUUUGGCUUGGUGUUGUGUUAGGGCUCUUAUCAGAAAUCUGUGCAGUAUUUCUACUGGUAACACUUCUCAGUGGUGCACUGCCAUGCCAAAAUGUUUGCCCUCAUGGCAAAAAAUCAGUCCAGCCAAUCAAUCAUUUAAUCAAGUGCCUCAAGCCGUUUUCACACAUGGACUCCGGACUAUAUCUGCGGAAUCAGGCCCAGACAUAUAGUACACAACAGGAGGUAGUUCAUGCCAUGUGUUCUCACCUGCUGGAUUCCAUUUGUUUUUUGUGCAGGAGAUACACCUGGUUAGAGCGCGCGGGAGGUGGAAUAUGAUGGUCAUCCAUUUAGCCAGUUUGUAAUUUGGUCAUAAACAACUGAGUCUCUUACCUUAUUUGACAAUUUCAUCAACAAACCCACAAGCUCAGUGUGAAUACUCCAAACUAUACGUAGCUGCUUUCUCACAUGGGGUCACUUCAGCUCACUCAGACCUUACGUGGACUUUGUACUAUGGAGCUGGCAGAGUAAAGUCCUCUUACGGUGUGGGUUGACUGAAUAGGGCAUUUGCAUUCUCACAUAUAGCUCUCUCCUGCGUAAUGUCUAAAGAAUUUCAGGGUUCCAGUGCAUGUCUGAAAGAGGCUUCAGUGACUCGCCCGGUAAGUCCGUAAAACAGCACGGUAAGUCACAUACACAGGUGCAAUUAAGGCCAAUUUACACGGAGCGUGUUUUUGGACGCAGUGUUCACGCAACAGAUGGAACUCCAAUCCAUGAAAUGUCUCCUUGACACACUCGCUUCACUCAAACUGUGCUUCAGGUCUAUUUUCUCUGGUACAGUGUGUACAGUGUAAUCUCCACAGACUGUUGUUUUUGGCACUUCAGCAUUGGCUUCAUUUCUCAGCCUCGGAGGCUGCCACUUGCCGCCGCCACACCAAACCUCUUGAGCCACAUGAAACACUGCUAUGAGCUCCACCAAAGAGUGAUUUCCCCUUUAAACCUUUUCAGUGGUUUAUUUAAAAUUGUUUAAAGGCUCAGUUGGGUAAAGCUCUCCAAUAUUUUAACAAAAACCUGAAAUCUUGCAAAAAAAGUCCUAAAGACAAAUACAAAUUUGUACAGAUAAUUUUUGCUUUUUCUUUUUCCAAUCCCAAUAACCCUCCCAUGAAGCUCAGAUUUAUCUUAUGACACUUUGGCAGAGGUGGCUAAGAACCAGUAAGUUACACUAUAUAACUGUAAAUAAAGAAGUUAAAAGUAGCUCCACUUCAACCAGGUACAACAAUAAAAUGCUUGUUAUAUUAUAUAAUGUACUUUUACUAUUUAUACUUUCAAUAGCUCACAGUCCUCUGAUAACAUUUCUGUACUUUUAUUUAAGUAUUGUUGUACUGAAGUAAAGGAUCUGAAAACUAGUUCCACCACUGCAGUCUUCCAACCUACUUUUAGAAACUUGAGGUAAUCUGUCAAAAAUGCUACCUUACACUAAGGUUUUGCAAAAAAAAAUACCCUGAAGCUGCAUGAGUGUCAAGGCAUGUUUCACCUGAAGCAGUCUGGGAUCUGUUGAGCCUGUGCCUGAGGAUGUCGACACUGAUCAGUGUGGCACAAAUGAUUUCCUGCCUUUUUGUACCUCCAUCUGUUUCAUUACAGACCAACCUGUGGAAACAUAAGAGCUGCAAGAAAGAGACCAGCUCAUCCCACUACUGUUUGUCUCUCACUUCAUCUGUGUUUCUUCAUUCCAUCACUCCAUCUCUCUCACAAUCCAUCCAUCAGCGACAGUGGUGUGCUGUCAUCAUUGUGCGUGCAUCCCUCCGUUCCGUCUGUCUGUGUACAUGCAAGACCCUGGCGGGAGUGAAAAGAGGAGUGUGUUCUCAGAUCAACCACUUCCCAGAGGAUGCAGACUUUGACCAUGACGGGGCAGAGUACGUCCUCCGGGUAGUUAGGGCUUCCAACAUCUUCCCAAUCCUCAGUGCCAUCCUGCUGCUGAUGGGAGGGGUUUGCAUCGCUGCUAGUCGUUUCUAUAAAAGUAAGAGGAACAUCAUCUUGGGAGCAGGAAUUCUCUUUGUGGCUGCAGGUCUCAGUAACAUAAUUGGUGUGAUCGUGUACAUCUCGGCUGCACUGGGGGAUAUUUCUCCUAAAAAGGAUGAGGAUAAGAAGUGGCAGUACUCCUAUGGUUGGUCCUUUUACUUUGGUGGUCUGUCCUUUAUCAUGGCGGAGAUGGUGGGGGUACUGGCCGUCAACAUCUACAUCGAGAAGAACAAGGAGCUGCGCUGUCGCUCUCGCACUGACAUUUUCAAGAGCACCACACAUGCCAUGCUCCGCCUGCCCAGCUACCGUUUCCGCCGCCGCUCCCGCUCCUCGUCCCGCUCUACUGACCCCUCCCGCUCCCGAGACCCCUCACCCGUAGGGGGAGGUGGGGGCAAGAACUUUGGCCUGCCCCCCUCUGCGCUACUUUCCCAAGGUCCUAUCUCAGUGUCCACUCUACCAAACCCUCACUCUCGCUCCCACACAGCCCUGGCUGGAGGCGACAUUUCCCUCUACACCUUGUCUCGUGACCCCAAGCUGGGGGGUUUGCCGCCCAUGUAUGGAACGGUGGACAGGGCCACGCUCUACCAGCUCCACAACUGCUUCCCAAAGGAUGGGGGUGGUGUGGGAGGGGGAGUGAUGAUGAGUGGUACACUUCCCUCACUUAAAUCCCACAAUCCCUCAAAUUCUUCCAACUCAAAUGCACUGAUACCCAACUCUGUUGGCUCUGGCCCUCCACCAUUCACUUCAUCUACAAUAGACAGGGAGCGAGGGAUGGGGACUCUGGACAGGCUGAAGGGAGACAGGGAGAGCAACUCUAACACUCUCAAUAGGAAAACAACACCUGUGUAAAGCAAUGUUAUAAGAAGGGGAAGACAGGAGGAAGGGAGAGAAGGAGGAUGGGAAUUAAUGAAAGAGGGAAAAUAGAGAGGCAAACUGUGUUUGUGUUGCUCAACACCAGGCAGAAAGACAGGUGAAACACUAUAUUUCUCCCUCCAUUUUCACUGUUAUGUAGUCUACUCAGUCUCACUGAGAACAAAAAGAAGAAGAGUAAUAACAGAAUGAUAAUAACAACAACAAUGAACUUUCACAAUAAAACUAUUUUCAUAUUUUAAUGUGCUAGAAAUGAUUUAUUUUGUUAAUGAUGAAACGCAAUUAACCUUGGGCUAUUGUGAAGAUGUUUCACAUAUUUUUUGUGCAAUAUUAGUGCUAAUUUAACCAGCUCAUCAUCAAUGUCAAAUUGUUGUUGUGAUUAUUCUUAGCGUUAUUACACACUAGUUGUAUUUGCAAAUACUAUAGUUUGGAAUUAAGUUUUAAUUUUUCUGAGUUUUUUUUUCACUCAAAUUUUAGACUUUGAUGACUUUUACUGUGAAUUUCUUCCAUGCAGAGCCACUGGGGCUGUCACUGAGCUGUGUGUAACUGUGUCAAAGUGUCAAGCAUGAGUGUACACAAUAUAUGGAAGAAUGAGAGUCUGUGUUAUUUUUUAACCCCCAUAUUAUAUAAUUUUCAUUUAUAACAUGAAGUCACUGUAAAUUGUCUUCCAAUACUGAUACUGAAAGAAAUGCAACAACCAUAUGAGUGACUGAAACAACUGACCAACUUCAUUGUUAUCACGAGUCUGACUUUUUUAUGGGCCUCUGUUAGUCUUUCCAUUCUAAUCAGUGUUAACUUUAGUACUUGUAGCUAUAUUCAUGGUGAAGAUGUCUGUUCUUGGGCAUUAACAGAAACCUCUGACUGGAGGAGGCAUAAAAAAAGAGAUGAAGAAUAAUACAUUUGUACAGAAUCAGGUUGCUGCCUGAGCCGAAAAACAAACAACAGAACUAAUAAUAUUUUUAUUAAGCAUCCCAAAGUGGCACAUGCAACUCAUCAUUUUCAGUGACAAAAACUACAGUAUGUAUAUGUGGUUUGAGGGGGUUUAGAAAACACCAUUCAAAAAAAGACUUUUGAAAAGAUACCAGUACAUUGUAAUUUACCCAUAUAUAUAUUUGUAAAGUACAUAGAGACAUGUUUUGGGACCACUGGUUACAAUGGGUUGGCAUUUUAUGCAGUUUGGGUUUGUCUGAAGUGUUUUGUUCCUGGUGCCGUCCCUGGACUCUUGUUGGGUGGUUUCAUCUACCCUACAUGACCAAUAAGAGAGUCACCACAAAGAUUCUUUUCACUGUGCUUCCCCUCUGAUCACUGACUCCUGAGUCUAAACUCUGACCUGUCCUGCUUAUGUUGAUGAGACUGUAAACACAUGUAAACCCGAACCCUGCCACCCUCUCUUCAAAACUGUUCCCAGUGACUACAGGUCUGAGUUGAAACCACGGACACACCUGCUACAUGAUGUAAUGAUGAAACAAAACUACAGCCAGAUGCUUCCAGAUUCUAUACAUUUUCAUUUCUUUGAUUUCAUUCCAGAAAAAGAAAAAUGUGAUAAAACUGCACACAGACAGCAUUUAUGUCGGCAAUAUAGUAUGUACUUGCAAAUAGACAUAUCUAGACAAAUGAUUAUGGUUUAUCUAAAUGUGUGAUAAACUUAAACACUGUACUGCACGAAGUUUAUAAAAAAAA